AAGUCAUGAACAUGGAGUUUUCUUACUAGACUACUGAUACCACCUGUCUGUUAUUGAAGUCUUAGGCGAAGAAACAAUGAGAAAGACUUUCUUCAAGCAAGCAAAAGUGUUUCCUUGGAUAACCAAUGUGUCCUUAUAUGGAUGCUUGUUCGCUGGCGGGGACUUGGUUCAUCAGUGCAUAUCUCAGAGGGAUGAAAUUGAUUGGAGACACACACGUAAUGUAGCAGUGGUGGCGUUUAGUUUCCAUGGUAACUUUAACUACUUCUGGUUGCGAGUUUUGGAACGACGUUUCCCGGGAAAGUCAGCGAGCAUGCUAGUUCGCAAGCUUCUGCUGGACCAAAGUUUCGCAUCACCCUUAGCAACGAGUGUUUUCUACACAGGAGUGAGUUUCUUAGAGGGCAAAGACGAUAUUUUUGAAGACUGGAGGGAAAAGUUCUUCAAUACGUAUAAGACAGGACUUAUGUACUGGCCAUUCAUGCAGUUUCUGAAUUUUGUGUUGAUGCCCCUGUACCUGCGCACCGCGUUCAUGGGCUGCUCUGCCUUCGUCUGGGCCACCUUCUUAUGUUUCUCACGACAGAGCGGGGAUGGCACCGCUGCCGUUGCCUUGGCUUGGAUCCUCUCUCCCAAAAAGAAGUUUCUGGCAAGCAGCACCACUGAGGACAAGUGAUUACCCAGAAGUACACACGAUAGUCUUCAUAUGUGCCUUCACUGGAAACCAGUUUCCUGACCAUAACCAGUACUGUACUAACCCAGUCAGAACAUUUCCUAAGUCUUCUCCAAGUCUCCGGUGUUUGUUUGUUUGUUUGUUUAUUUAUUUAUUUAGGAUUAGAAUGUGUUUUAUGAUCAUUUUUAUGGGACUGCUGUGUGUUGUGGCAAAUUAUGUCUGUACUGUGGGUAUUACGGGCGUAUUUAUGUGGUUAUUUAUUUAUUGGUUUGUUUAUUUAUUUAUUUAGAUUCAGUGAUUUAAAAAGUGCUCUGUUCACUUUAAAUGUGUACUUCCAUGCCAUCAGCCCAAGUCCCUUACACAUGAGCAAGACAGGUAUCAGCAGUACAACUUGGA
Messenger RNA from Chanos chanos (milkfish), 1060 nucleotides. RefSeq names its product MPV17 mitochondrial membrane protein like (gene mpv17l). The coding region runs from base 77 to 667 and encodes 196 amino acids. Lineage: Eukaryota; Metazoa; Chordata; Actinopteri; Gonorynchiformes; Chanidae. Gene Ontology annotation, cellular component: membrane; mitochondrion; cytoplasm. Gene Ontology annotation, biological process: mitochondrial ribosome assembly. The record is from RefSeq and is a predicted model, not a curated record. The transcript is spliced from 5 exons.